This is a messenger RNA of Linnemannia hyalina, 5760 nucleotides long. NCBI's taxonomy places the organism in Eukaryota, Fungi, Mortierellomycota, Mortierellomycetes, Mortierellales, Mortierellaceae. The record is from the annotation of a GenBank genome assembly.
AUGAACUCGCACUCAAUUCACGCAGGACAACAACAACACCCGCCUGACAACAAAUGGCUCCCACAAUGGCAACCUUCCUCGCGAUCAACAUCCCUCAAGGCUGCUGCUCUCUCCACGACCUUUCUCAUCCUUACCUGGCUCUUUGGCAACAGAACCCUACGGAUAAUAGCAUCCUUCAUUCUCGCCACCCCCUUCAUCCUCGUCUUCUCAUUGCUCACCCUCGCUCUCUCCAACAUCGCAUUCUCCAUACUCUAUACCCGCCGUCAACGCACCAACACCAUCACUUCCUCCUCUUCCUCUUCUUUAACAACCCCAAGGCAGCAGCAGCAGCAGAGCCAAAAGAACAACCUCAGGAACAUGCCCGGCCAAACCUCGCGACAUAUGUUCCACUAUCUCCGCCCAGCCAAAUUCACCCGUCCUCUCGCCUGGUCCAAAAUUGAAAAGCAGCGUCGACAGGAACAGGCCGCCAAAUACAGGACACCGAUCGCCGACACCAUGCCCCAGUUCUCCGAAGCCAUUGAUCAGGUCAUCGAGCUCAUCAUGCGCGACUACGUCGCCGGCUGGAUGCGCGCCAUCACCCCCGAAGUCGUCCUUCAGCAACGCAUCGAGGAACUGUUGCGGAUUGUCUUGAUUCGCCUCAAGAGCCGAGUCAUGGAUCUGGAUCUCACCCAGCUGCUCGUCACCCGACUUGUCCCCAAAGUCACUGCCCACGUCAACGACUUUCGCAAAGCGGAAAUGGCUCUCCGAGGCAAUUCUCUCGAACGGUCACUGACAGAAUCCGACGAGCUCGAUAUCAUGGUCGCCGGCAAGUUCAGGAACGGCAAGCUGCACAGAGCUCUUUCGACUUCAAUCUCUACAAAAGCAACCGAGGAAGCUUACCUUCGUAACGUUGUUCAGACCAUCCUCCCGACUCUUCUUCCCAAGAGCGAGGUCCAGAGCGAGAUCCUGAGGCAUUUGUUGCGGGAACUACUCGUCGGUGCAGUGCUACAACCCGUCAUGGAUCUCCUCUCUGACCCAGACUAUUGGAACCAGAACGUGGACCUUUAUACUGGCAAAGCGAUCCGAGAGCAGAAUAUGGUCAAGAAGUUACGCGAGGCAUUGAAGCAACACACGGACAGCUUGGAUGCCGAUUCGAGGAACAUCGAAAACUCUUCGGACCCUUAUGGACCAGGGGCUGACUUGUACAGCUUUGAAGACUUUUUGAAGAUGAUCAAGCGGUGCGACAGUCUGUUGGAUGUCAAGCGUAUCAGGAACACCAUCAUGACCCAGAUGCGGAAAAAGAAGGCCCUGAUCGUUAACCGCGAAAAAGACGACAUUGUUAAUGGGAACAAGGUCGAGGAUAUCAUUGUCUACAUCAACAGGCUGGACAUUGCAAGGAGACGCGCCGAAAAGAGAAUCGAGGCGUUGGGAGGACCCGCUUAUCCCAAGAGACGAACUCGAGACUAUACCCCGGAGGUCAAGAAUGGCCCUUCGCUAAUCAACCUCGAGACGGUCCUUACCAACCCUGCAGGACUAUCCUACUUUAUGGAGUUCCAGGAUCGCAGAGAGAACAUGAACGAACUACAGUUUUGGCUUUUGAUCGACACACUCAACAUCAAGGAGGACGCAGAGUCAAAGACCGAGGCCAAGUCCACAGGAUCACUGAGCUCGGAUGAACGCAUGCUGAUCUCAACCAAGACGAACAUGAGCACACCUUCAUCAACAUUCUCCAAGGGUCGCACAAUCAAAACUCUGGAGCCAUUAACACCAAACUCACUACAAACCGCCGGAGCCGCAGGAACGUCACAUACCACACCUCCACCCGGCAGCAUCAGAGAAAGUCGCAAGAGUUCUGUCGCAACAUUCAUCGACGUGACAGAUACCCUGCGGGAGGAUGUCAGGAUGAUCUACGACACUUAUUUCGCCGACUCUGCGCUUAGACCGGUUGACGUCGACCACAGCCUCAUCAAGGUGUUCAGAGACUUUGCACUCAGCGACACCAGCAGUCUUCGGAGUAUCAGCGACACAGAAGCCAAGGCUCAGGACGAGGUCCAGACUCAGGAGGAGGCUAAGGCAAGCCAUGUGAGGCGCCAGCUGUUGGUGGCACAACGCCAAGUCUUUGAGCAGAUGUUGGCCAAGGAUUACCCCGAAUUUGUCAAGAGCGAUCUUUACUUCAAGUUCCUGACCACCUACCAGAACUCACUCGCAGAGCAGAACGAAGAAGAGGAAUCUCGAACUGCUACCAAGCCCUCAGGUGCCCAACGGACGUCGACAGGGCCAGCCAUCUUAUCCGCGAUUGGGCUUUCAUCUCCCAACAACCGACGUGACGUUCCCGAGAACCCAAAGAGGUCAAGCACAGGAUCAUUCCUCGACAUUUUUGGACUUGGUCGUGACAGAGACAAGGAAAGAGAUAGUCCUCUGAGACGUGCUGAGACGACAAUCGGGAACCUUCGGCCUGGCUUUCUAACUCCCAGCAGUUCACGAUCCAAGACAAGCUCGCCUUCCUCGCCUUCUAUUCAGGCGUUCGAUACAGGAUCCAGCUCCAGUUUAGCUGCCAACCAACGAUCACAAGAGGCGCAACCCAAGAAGAGCCUGGAUGUGCCUUCGACAACCUCACACAUCCCGAACUCUCUUGGACGGACUCGCUCCCUCAGCUCCAUUUCCAAUCCCGAGAUCCCUGUUCGGCCCAGAUCUACCCCGCAAACCACGUCAGCGCACCACAAGAGUUCAUCCGCAAUGGGCCAUGGUCGUGACAACUCACUCGACCUGACCGACACCGAGGCACUGAGCAAAUCGAUCACUGAGGACGACAAUUCAGCUCUGCGCGACUCUUUGCUGAUGGAACUUCAGGAGCAGGAGGAGGAGGACGACGACGUGGCGAUUGCAGGCGGACUGGCGAUUCCCCGUAUGCCCAAGAAGAAGCGCACCGACGUCAUUGACAAGAUGCAAGCAGCACUUUCGUCUAUCAUGGAGAACCAGGACGGUCCGCAGGAGGAUCUUGCUGGAACAGGGAAGGAGAAGGAGGUGGAUCCUACAGACCCAGCAUUUUCGACCGCCCGAGAUGGCCAACCAGGAGCAGCUGCAUUAAUGGAAUGGGGCAAGUCUCAGGAGAAGACAUCCAGAAAGCGUUUCAAGGAGAAGACCCUCGAAACAGGGAAGACUGUGCGCGUCAAGUCUCGAGAGCCAUCCGAGGUGAAGCGUUUUCCUCUGAACAGUGUGUUUAAGACGGAGAAGCCAAAGUCGACGUCCGAGUCACAGUCGGAAAAGUCCCUACCGUCAUCACAACGGAACUCGAUCUUUAGCGACAACGACGAGGGUGAUGAUCACAAACCAGAUGGAGUCGGCCGACUAGUGAACGACUCUGCGAAGGGAUACACUACGACGACAGUGGAGAAACGACAGGCCACGAAAACGAAGGAUGUAGCAGAGUCGAUCAGCGAUACCGUACAGGAGAAUGUACACCUUGCGGCACCUGGCGAUUUGCUUUUGGCAGCGAGGAUCAAGGAAUUGGAUCUGGAAAUUGAGAAAUCGCGUAAGCAGGAGGCCAUCGUUGAGACGCUGAUCCAAAAGGCUGAGUACAAAGGACGUCAGGAUGAGCUAAGGAUCCUGAAAAAGUCCAAGUCGGCACUGCGGCGAGAAAUCUUGAGUAUGGAGUACCAGAAGACCCAAUACGAGGUUCAAGAGGAAGAGAAUAUGAUCAUGCCUGGGCGAUCGACAAUCAACAUUACAUCGUCGACCGUUGGGCACGAUGGGUCCAAGGAAUUUGCGCUCUAUGUGAUUGAGGUGCACCAACUUGCUCAAGAUGGAUCAUAUGCGUCAGGUUGGGUCAUUGCUCGUCGUUACUCAGAGUUUUUUGCCCUCCAUCAACAACUCAAGGAAAAGUUUUCGUCUAUUGUUCGUCAGUACGAGCUGCCAGGAAAACGCGGAUUCUUGAAGCUUCAAAGGUCAUUUGUCGAGGGUCGCAGGAUCGGACUGGAGCGGUAUUUGCAGUCGUUGGUGCGGCAUGUCGAGAUCUGCCAGUCACAGGAGUUGCGAGCCUUCCUUUCCCAGGAGAAUGUUGCCCUGCCCCAGUUCUCGGCUUCGACACCGGCAUUCGCAGAUUAUUUUUUUGAUUCGGAACAGGACAAGGGCAAGACAAGCGCAGGAUCAUCGGUUCCGACCACACCCUCCAACCAACACUUUUUCGAGCAACUGUUCCACUCGGCGACGUCGCCUUUGCAUUCUCCUGUGGCCACCCGGGACCCCUCAAAGGGAUUGCUGCAGUCGGCGUCUGGCAUCAUGGGUGGGGACGGUUCUGGUAUACUACAGGAAGCGCGAGAGGCGGAGGAGAACCCGAAUGAGGGCUUCAUGAAACACAUCUACCAGACAGUAUCGGAGGGUCUAGAUGAUAUGUUUAGCGGAGGGCCCCCGGCUGUUCUUGGUAACAUCACCAAGCAGCUGGGCAACCAGAUGAUGCAAUUUUCGACAGAGGAUGAAGAUGGAACGACGGCGGUCUCGUCAGCCGGAAGUGUGAGCUCGCGGAGGAGACAUGGUAGUCACGACGAGAGCGGGAGCGUCAGGUUGCACGUCGAUACUGCCUCGGAUGGACUGGGUCCACUCGUUCAACAACCGCCUCAGCGUCCGCCACUACUGAGGAUUCAGAGUUCAAGGAGUCGCCGAUUGAGCUCACCAGAUCCACAUACACAACAUCAAAAACUACAGAUCCAACGACAGGAGCAGCAAAGCCUUCAGAACAGUCGUCAAUCGAGUUUUCAGGAACAGCAGCAACUCGCUCACCAACAACAAUUGCAGCAUCAACUGCAACAACAACAGUUGGCCCAACAGCAGCAGCAACAACAACAACAACAACAACAACUGCAACAGUCGCGACCAGCAGUGGUGGAGGCAGAAGGAGUGACUAUGUUUACAGAGCCCCUUUGCGAUCUCUUUAUUGAGCUGUUCGAGCUGAAGGAGAAGAACAAUUGGUUGAGACGACAGGCGGUUGUGAUCAUCUUGCAGACGGUGCUUGGAGGAACGAUUGAGCGCAAGUUGAGGGACACGAUCAAGGCGUACAUUGAGGAGAACAUGCUGACGUUCUAUGUGACCAAGCUGCGCGACUCUCUUUGGCCACCGACUCCGAUUACACCUCCGGCUUCGUCUACGGGUCUAUCGGGUGGAUUUGAAGUCAUUGAUUAUGAUUUGGGUCAUUCACCAGCCAUGUCGCCCAAGGUUGGAGGAGGAGGAUCUCCUGGAGGGAUGUCGAGUCCAGGAGUAGGUACAGGAACAUCACCCGCAGCUACCGCAGCUCCCAAGAGGCCUGUCAGGACAGCAGAACAGAAGGCGACGACCAAGGACCAAGCAAACCGCAAGUUGUCUGCGUUCUUGCCCGAGUUAUUAGGAAACAUGGUGGGACAACAGAAUGCUCGACGUGGAGCACGACGGCUUUUUGCAGCGUUCCAGAAUCGUCGUCUCAACCAGCAGUUGGUGUACACGACUUUGGAUGAAGUGAUUGCGGCGAUCUGGCCUGAGCUGGAUCCUACAUUGUCGACAUCUACGGCGGCGACGAACGCAUCUGGGUUUGCCGCUGAGGCGAGCAGUGCGGGGGGACAAGGAGGAGGUGGAGGUGGUAGAAAUGGUGGUGGUGGUGGUAGUGGUGGUGGCGCAGCGCCAGGACAGACGUCGAAUGCGACGACGAGUACGACCACCACGACUGCUUCGUCUUCUACGAACUUUUCACAUUCCUCGCCGGGUUAUAUGGGAGGUGGAGCUGCAGCCGCAUUGGCCAUGUCGGCCGUCAUUUGA